Molecule: messenger RNA, 1290 nt
Organism: Striga asiatica
Lineage: Eukaryota; Viridiplantae; Streptophyta; Magnoliopsida; Lamiales; Orobanchaceae
Source: the annotation of a GenBank genome assembly
AUGACAACCAACACAAUAAACCCACAAAUAUUCCCUAUUGGAGGAUGGGGUCCAAGGCGUCAUGUCCAUGGGGUAACUGCCAAGUACCCUAAGGAAAGAGGUGAACUCCUGCACCUCCGCCAGCGCGUUCUGCGCCCUCGCCUCCGCCAGCGAGGCCUCGAAAUCAACAUAAAACAUGUACUCGAAGUGCUUGGCCGUCCCCACGUUUGCGUCGUCCACAAGCCUUAUCGGCCGGUGGCGGUGGGGCCUCGACUCUAUCUUGGUCAGGCUGAUGUUGCGGAAGGCGAACGCCGACAGCACUUUGAAGAGGACGCUGGUCCCCUGCCCCUCGUGCGCGAACACGAUGCUCGUCUUGAACGGCCGGUCCGUCCGCGGCACGAUCGGCUCCCGGGCCAGCAUCACAAACCGGGUCACGUUCCCCGAGUCAUCCUGGAUCCCGUCCCCAAGCACCUGCAGCCCGUACAGCUCCGCCGCACGCGCCGACGCGAUCGCCGCCGUGUCCCGGAGCCCGUUCGCCGCGAUGUACUCCGCCGCCCCCGCGGUGUCGUCAACCGCCUCACGCGCCACCGCCAGUCCCAUCUUGGUCAGGGUGUUCUCGCACUGGGAAAGGGCCUGCGGGUGGCUUAUCACGCGGGUGAGGUACUCGCGCCGGACGCCCGGGAGGGCGAGGAGGCAGUGGUGGACGGGGAGCUGGACCUCGCCGACGAUGUGGAGGCGGUGGCGGAGGAGGAGGUCGUAGUUGCGGUGGAUCGAGCCGCCCAGCGAGUUCUCCACCGGGAGGACGGCCCGAUCUGCGAUCCAGAGCUCCACCGCCUGGAAGGCCACCUCGAACUGGUCGCAGGGGAUGGCCUCGCAGCCGGGGUAGGCACGGCCGGCGGCGGCCUCGCUGUACGCGCCGGGGACGCCCUGGUAGGCCACGCGGAGGCUGGACCCGUGCAUCGGCGCCGGGGAGAGGUCGGAGAUGCUGAGCGGCCGGGGCAGGAGCGGCGCGGCGGGGGAGGGCUCGCCGGCUGGAGCGGGGACGAGGUCGAGGACGGGGCGGCCGUUUACGGCGGAGAUGGCAUCGGCUCCGCCGCUGCUAUGGUCGGAUCCCUGCUGCUGGGAGACGACCUUGCUGGCGAGUAUGGCGCACGCGCUUUGCCACUCGUGGCGGGCCCUGCCGACGGGGGAGCCGGGAACGGGGUCGUAGCGCGAGGAUCAUUGGAUGGCCCGGCGGCGGGUCCGGCGGAGGGCGUUGGACGGCGUGUUUCGGGUUAUGGAAUUGAGAUCUGUGGCGGAGGGAGGAGAUAA